AUGAGGCUGAGUUUGCAACCCGAAGGCCUGCAUGGUUUGUUAGCUGGCUGGGAUGACAAGAGUGCCAAGGCAAUAUGCACCUUCAGUUAUGCUGAAAGCGUUAAUAGUAAACCUAUGAUUUUUCAGGGCAUAACAGAAGGCAGUAUAGUUGAACCAAGAGGUUGUCGUGAUUUUGGCUGGGAUCCAAUUUUUCAACUGAAAGGCUACCAACUAACUUAUGCAGAAGUGCCUAAGGAAGAUAAAAACAAGAUAUCACAUCGUUAUCGUGCGCUCGCUGCUUUGCAGGAAUAUUUUCUACAGCAGAAAGAGGAUUAGUACGUGCAGCGGAAGGUCUUACGACUUAUAUGCACAUAUGGAUAUGAGCAUGUGUAUAUAUGUAUAAGUUUAAACGUGCAUGAUUGUAUGGUAGUAAAAAAAAGCUAAUUAUAUUACAAAGUAAACAGCCGCACAUGAUAUGUUUUAUUGGUCCUAAUACGCAAACACUGUUGUACUCUUAAGAACGUAAUAACCAUUGUUUGCCUUUUUAUUUCUUUUAUUUUGAAGAGUUCCAUCUUCAUUCUUCAUU
Rhagoletis pomonella (apple maggot) is the source of this 565-nucleotide messenger RNA. Its product is annotated as inosine triphosphate pyrophosphatase. NCBI's taxonomy places the organism in Eukaryota, Metazoa, Arthropoda, Insecta, Diptera, Tephritidae. The coding region runs from base 1 to 315 and encodes 104 amino acids. The transcript is spliced from 2 exons. Gene Ontology annotation, molecular function: nucleoside triphosphate diphosphatase activity. Gene Ontology annotation, biological process: nucleoside triphosphate catabolic process. The record is from RefSeq and is a predicted model, not a curated record. Gene Ontology annotation, cellular component: cytoplasm.